Dryobates pubescens (Downy woodpecker) is the source of this 3933-nucleotide messenger RNA. RefSeq names its product glycerol-3-phosphate dehydrogenase 1 like (gene GPD1L). Gene Ontology annotation, biological process: glycerol-3-phosphate catabolic process; carbohydrate metabolic process. Bases 76 to 1137 code for a protein of 353 amino acids. NCBI's taxonomy places the organism in Eukaryota, Metazoa, Chordata, Aves, Piciformes, Picidae. The transcript has 8 exons. Gene Ontology annotation, cellular component: glycerol-3-phosphate dehydrogenase (FAD) complex; cytosol. The record is from RefSeq and is a predicted model, not a curated record. Gene Ontology annotation, molecular function: glycerol-3-phosphate dehydrogenase [NAD(P)+] activity; protein homodimerization activity; NAD binding.
GGCGAGGGGAGUGUGUAGCAGUCGUCUCACGGAGCUCAGCGCUGCGGCCAGUAGCGUGGCGCUGGUGGCGCUGCCAUGGCGCUCUCCGCGGGGCCCCUCAAGGUCUGCAUUGUGGGCUCGGGAAACUGGGGUUCUGCAGUUGCCAAAAUAAUAGGCAAUAACGUAAAACAAUUGCAAAAAUUUGCUUCUACAGUGAAGAUGUGGGUCUUUGAGGAGAAUAUUAAUGGGAGAAAACUGACAGAUAUCAUAAACAAUGAACAUGAAAAUGUAAAGUAUCUCCCUGGAUACAAGCUUCCAGAGAACGUGGUUGCUGUCCCAAACCUUAAUGAAGCUGUACAAGAUGCAGACUUGCUGGUUUUUGUCAUUCCUCAUCAGUUCAUUCAUAAAGUCUGCGAUCAAAUCACAGGACGAGUACCUAAGAAAGCGCUUGGUAUAACUCUCAUAAAGGGAAUAGAUGAAGGCCCAGAGGGACUCAAACUGAUCUCUGACAUUAUUCGAGAGAAGAUGGGAAUAGACAUCAGUGUGCUGAUGGGAGCCAACAUUGCCAAUGAGGUGGCAGCAGAAAAAUUCUGUGAAACCACAAUAGGCAGCAAAAUCUUGGAAAAUGGCCUUCUCUUCAAAGAACUCCUGCAAACUCCAAACUUCAGGAUAACUGUAGUAGAUGAUGCAGAUACUGUUGAGCUCUGUGGUGCUUUGAAGAACAUAGUAGCAGUAGGAGCUGGGUUCUGUGAUGGCCUUCACUGUGGUGAUAAUACCAAAGCUGCUGUUAUUCGCCUUGGCCUAAUGGAGAUGAUUGCCUUUGCCAGAAUUUUUUGCAAAGGACAGGUGUCUACUGCCACUUUCCUGGAGAGCUGUGGAGUGGCUGAUCUCAUCACAACCUGCUAUGGUGGCCGAAAUCGACGUGUAGCAGAAGCAUUUGUUAAAACUGGAAAGUCUAUUGAAGAAUUGGAGCAAGAAAUGUUGAAUGGUCAGAAACUACAAGGACCACAAACUUCUGCAGAGGUGUAUCGCAUCCUCAAGCAGAAAGGAAUGCUGGAAAAGUUUCCACUAUUUACUGCUGUGUAUCAAAUCUGCUAUGAAGGGAAGCCUGUCAGAGAGAUGAUAUCCUGCCUUCAAAGUCAUCCAGAGCAUGUAUAAAGCCAGUCAGGCCAUCAUAGUAAUGCAGCUUUCUGCCUCUCAAACUUCUAUGUGGGUUCAAGUGGAUGAUGUAUCAUUAAGCUUUGUUCAAAGCUACUCACUAGGCAACAAUAACAAUAUGAAUGUUUCUGACUGGGUCUUUUUUUUUGUUACACAGCCUUAUUUGAUUCAGCAUGCAGUGUUGGCUUGGUGAUUGUCACUUUACUGGCUCAAAUACAACUCAUUUUAGAUCACAAUGCAGAAAUUGCACUACAUAUCUUGUGUAUAUACACAAGUGUACUUUGUGUAUGUUCCUACAACAUAAACCACAAUGUUUUGUUGUCUCUUAUGAAGGCCUAGUCAAAGAUACAUUGGACACAGUGGGUGUCCCACUGGUUUUGAUGAAGACUGAAUGAAGUCUGUAACUUUGAAAUAUUAGGAGCCUUUCUAUUAGAACUUGGUUUUAUUCUCUAUAUACAGUUAAAUUUCAACAUUUUGCCUGCCUAUGAUUAUAUUAAUUUAAGCCAUAUUAAUGCAAAGUAAGUGGUGGCAGUUAUUCAGGGGACUAUAGGGAUAUUUUCAUUAACUCUAGUGAAGAAUAUUUUGAUUUUUGAAAGUUUUUAAAGCUAUCAGACUCUUGUGAAAGCGAUUUCUAAGUGAAUUUAAACUUUUUAAUUACACUGUUUUGAAGGGAAUAUGCUAGCGGGGGAUCAUUACUUCCCCCUCUGUUUUUUAAUCCUUGCAUUUUUAUAUUUUUCUGUUUCUCCCUUGCCAUUCUCAGGUUUUAGGCUCUUCUGGAAUCCCAUUCCCCAAAACAAGUAGGAGGUGUUGACCAGGGGAUUCUGAAUGCUAGAACCUAUGGUUCAUUUUAGUGUUACACCUGUGGUUGUUCUUCACUGGUAUUGUGUGGUAGGUGGGGAAGGAUACUCUUGGACAUCCAUUGCUCUAAAUUGUCAUGCUGUGUUUCUGGCUACAAAGUGUUGCACUCCACACAGCACUUGAAGGAAUAUUUGGGGAAUUCCCUGGUAGACCAUGCUUGUGUUGUCCAAAGAGUGAUGUGCCAGUAUUCCAACUGCAUUCAUUUCAGUGCCUGCUAGUGACUGACUUGUCAACUGGACUGUAGUCCUGAACCAGCCUCCCCAGUGAAAAGGUGAAUUCUGAAAUUAAUCUUUCACUGGACAAAACUUUAAUGGGUGCUGGACAAAGACCUUUACAAUCUCCCAGAAAGUUUCUCAAAGGCACCUGUCUAUUUUAUUCCCUAGGUAUCUCAACUAUUUUUUCUUCAGGCACCUUUGCUUUAUGAGAGAGAUUAAUGUUAUUUAUUAUUGGAGAAUCUGUGAUUUUGUGGAGUUUGAAGGUGAGGUUGGCUUGAUUUUGAUUUAUUUUUUUUAAGAAAGUUGAUGCAAGAGAAGGUAGAUAAAUGAAAUCUGACAUGCUUGUCUUGUAUAUUAAACUAUUUUUUUUGUAAAAUAUAUGCUAAUUACAUUAAGAGUGGACUCAGUCUUCCAGCUGGGAGGCAAGGGUUAGCACUGAGAUUUACAGAGUUCAGUAAGAAAGCCCAUCCACUCUGAAUACUCACUCCAAAACUCUGAGCAGUAUCAGAACUGUUAUUUACUGUUCUCAGUCAUGUUUUUAGACCAGAAAUUGUGAGCACAAAUGCAUCUUGGAGCUUUAAGUUGUUAUUCAAAGCUUGCUGAAAAAAGGCAAUGCCUGAGAAUGAUGUCAUACUUAUUUAAGUAGCCUGGAUUACUCUGAAACAAAGGAGCAUUGGGUCAGCUUUGUAUAGACAGGAAGAUGCCUCAGCUCAGGGGUACCAUUCUUGUGCUCCUAUAAUGCUUUUAAUUAAUUUUGAGAAGAUCUUAUGAAUGUUAUUAGAUACUCAUUGAUAAGAAAAGUUAUUUUGCCUUAUUUCUGAUCUAGUACUAAAUAGGACCGAUGACUUAGAGCUUAAGUAACAUCAGGUGCUGCAGUUAAGGAAUCACUGGUGGAGCUGACUUGGAGUAAGCACUGUGCUUGGAGUCAAGAUUGGAAGCACUGUUACAGUAACGCACACAUGGAGCAUACACUCCUCAUUACUGCCUAACUCUUAGUGUGUCUGCUUAUGCUUUGUGGUAUUUUCUUUCAUACCAAGCUGAUUUGCUCUGCCUUUAUAUGUACAUGUCUAUACAUAUAUGAAAACUUUUUUACAUGCAGUAUGUAGAACAGUAGCAUUUUGUAAGAUAAAGGGCUAUAUGAGUUAAAUGUGGUAAAUUAAUAUAUAUUUUAAGAUUAUUUCUUUAUUAUUGCAAUACUACUUCCACCACUGAAACCCCAAAAUCUUGUUUUGUACAGAAGCCUAUUCUAAGGCAAAUCCAAUUUUUUUUCAAUUCUUUCCUUCAGUGUGUAGUGAAAAUCUUGUAUUUUGAGAGAAAAGGCAAGGUUUCAUUAACUAAUUUAAAUUUCUAUAGCUACUUCACCAUUUGUGUUUGCUUUUCAGUGCUUGAAAACAUUUAGCUUGGCAAUAAAUAUUUUUCCCCCACUAAUAUUUACUGCUUGUUAAAAGACUCUGAUGUGAUAUACUUGAUCUGAAUGAUUAGAAUUCUGUUCUACAAACGCUCCAUUUUGCCUGGUACUGGGACAGUCUUCUGAAGACAUUUAAGCCCUGUGUGGAGGGUCUUAAAUUUGGAACUAAUUCUUGAUUUGUGAACAUUAAUUGCUAAAGAAGGCAUUAUCUUCUAAUGAUACAUACUUGACUUGCCCUACACAUGUGUAUUGAUUCUGUUUAAAGAUUGUGAAUGUAUACUUAUUUGAAGAGUUACUACAAGUAAAGAUUUUUGU